GCUGCCGCGUACGCAGUUUCCAUGGGGACUGAAGAUGGCGCCGCGAGGUGAGAUUUCGGAGGUAACCGGUUGUCCUCAACACCCCUGGAAAUCUUGUUUUUCCUGAAUGGGUGGUAUUAUGCUACCUAUUUCCUGCUAGAACUCUUCAUAUUCCUGUAUAAAGGUCUCCUGCUGCCAUAUCCAACAGCCAACCUAGUAUUGGAUGUGGUGAUGCUCCUCCUUUAUCUUGGAAUUGAAGUAAUUCGACUAUUUUUUGGUACAAAGGGAAACCUCUGCCAGCGAAAGAUGCCACUUGGCAUUAGUGUGGCCUUGACCUUCCCAUCUGCCAUGAUGGCCUCCUAUUACCUGCUGCUACAGACCUACGUACUCCGCCUGGAAGCCAUCAUGAACGGCAUCUUGCUCUUCUUCUGUGGCUCAGAGCUGCUGCUUGAGGUGCUUACCCUAGCUGCUUUUUCCAGUAUGGACAGGAUUUGAAGUACAAAAAUUUCAGCCUGCAGCUGAGGCUGACACCACACAUAUAUACUUCUGGUACUGUUGCCUGCACCUGUGAGAAGCGGGGGUCACCACUGGCCUGGAAAGGUUGUACGGCUUUUCCUCAGCACUGACAUUUGGGUGUCCAGCCCACAGAAGGCCAGUGGGCAUGACUGGCUAGACCAGGACUGUCAGCCCCAGAGACUCUUCUAUACUCCAUUCUAGGGAGGGGCAAGGCUAUCCCCAACCUGGUCCGUCCCAGAACAAUUUCUUGCUGACCUCAAGUUCUCCUCUUUGACUGUUGUGGCCAGAGCAUCUUGUGUGGACCAUCUAGACUCCCUGGGCUUCCAGGAGGACCCGAGCAAUAUAUUCCCUAUAUGUGCUGUGCCACAUCUGACCUGUAUGCACACAGAGAGCUUCAUGGUGGUGGGCUCCCAGAAUGAUGCAAAAUCCUCCUACCCCGUCUCUCAAGGACACUGAGCUCCAGAACCUUUGUAGUAGCUUAUGGUAUUAUUUUUCUACUCUGAUCAUGAAGCAAACACUAUUUUAUAAUAAAUAUGUAUUUUCUGUUGUGGGG
This is a messenger RNA of Marmota flaviventris (yellow-bellied marmot), 1048 nucleotides long. It is a transcript of the gene Tmem216, whose product is annotated as transmembrane protein 216. The record is from RefSeq and is a predicted model, not a curated record. Gene Ontology annotation, biological process: non-motile cilium assembly. Lineage: Eukaryota; Metazoa; Chordata; Mammalia; Rodentia; Sciuridae. Gene Ontology annotation, cellular component: ciliary transition zone.